AUGACCCCUCUGUGGCCACACAUGAUGCCCCUUUGCCUCCUGCUGGCUGAAUUUCCUUACGACUGCAAAUCAAAGUUGAAGAUGAGUGAUGGCAGGUUGGCUGAAGGGCACUGGAGGCCGAGGGAGGUGAGUGAACCAAUGGCCAACCAAACGAAGAGAAGGGAGCCUGUGCUGGUGGAGAAGAGUGAGGCUGUUGAUGAGCAAGGGCAGGCAGGCUUGGAAUCUUGGACAGUGCAGGGAGAAUCCGAGGCAGGAAAAAAAACAGCCAGAAACUGCCCGAGUUGGAAUCAGCAGAGUCCUUCUCCUCCGGCCUCGUCCUUCUCUGACAAGGUCGUGAUUAUCGGGGAUCUGAUCCUGACAACUCUUCCCACUGUUGGCUUCACGUCACUGUUUGGACACUGUCUCUCAGCCACUCCUGAUAAGUCUCCCUUGGCCUCCCCUUCAGCCUCAAGCACCUCUGUUUCAGUACAAGGUGGACCUGUCUUUGACAUCUUCAGUGGACAGGGAAAAGACCCGGUUGCUAAAUGGAAACUUAGCGGGGGGCCGUCGGCUAUAUAUAAAGAGUAUAAUAAAGAAGUUAAAGGAUUUGUUUACUGUCUGGAGGGAAGCAGCCAGACAGUCAAGAUGCAAAUGCCAGAGAAUGGAAAAAUGUCUCUUGGCCUUAUCCAGAGAUAUUUGGUCCUUCAAGUGAACGUUCCGCAGUCCUACGAUUUUUCCACUGAGCUUUUGAUAACUGAUUCAGAACAUCUGAAAAGAAGACUUCACUUAUCAACAGUACACAAAGAGUUGUCCACAACACUCCUGCAUGCAAAAAUACCGUUUGUAGGCUUGAAACGCAAUGCCUGGUCUACUUUAUGCAUCGAUCUUGUGUCUCUGGCCUGUGGACUUUUCAAAGGUUUUUUGACCUUGGAAGGUAUCACAUUGUUUGCUACAUGUAAAGUCCGGAGGAUCUUUACCAUGAAAGGAGAGCCUGUAGAAACAUCAAAUGAGGUCUCCCACAGCCAGAUCAACCAGUUAUCGGAGGACCAGGCCCCAAGGCAUUUUACACACAGCCUCAGGCUCCAGAGUUUCAGAACUGUCUCCCCAAACUGCAAGCAGAAGAAGUGCAACUUCAUGCAGAACGGAGAGAAGUGCACCAUUUACACGCCAUACUGUAAUCUAAUGAAUCCCAAUAAGACUAAGUGCACUCCUGCCAAGCAAAGCCCAGGAGUCGCCCCUACACCAGCAAAGUCUCAUCUCUGCUUGAUAAGACCAGAUUUGUCUUCUGACCUACGGGUCCGGAACAGCUGGGAGGGUAAUAAGAGGUUUGAACCCCAGCUCACACUGCAGGAGGAGGCGUUCACUUUCUCCUCCAAGCCUCACUCCCCCAAACGAGGACGAGGCCAGGAUGACCAGGAGAUGAUGGAGACACGACAUGAUCUGCAACAGAGCAGAAAUGGAAGACGACACCAUCCCCAGCCUAAAGAUGAUUUUAUUGGCAGCGAGAGUGAUGAGGAUAAGAGCUAUCCUGUGUUCCACCAUAAAAAAUGUGGUCUAUCCUGCCCUGCUACUCCCACAACUACAGAAACAACUCAGCAUGAGCAGCUUGAAAGUCAUUCUGAGUCUUCUAUCAUGAACCAAACAUCCUCUAAACAGCUUCGUCUACCUAGCACUUCGAUGCAGUUUCCCUCCAUAAGAAGAGCUGGACCAGCUGGUUUGGUCCCAACGCGGUGCCUCUCACCUAAUGGACAGAGCCACAAGUCAGAGAAAGGGAUUCAGCCUUUGGGUGGGAACAGCAGUGUGUCUGUUUCCAGAAAACUCCUGCAAGAAAUCAGAUUGGAUGACUCCAAACACCACAAAGAACAAGAAUAUGAAGCACUCAAGACUGUUGAUUCCAGUCACUAUCUCUUACGACCGCAUCGCAGUCUACGGAUGGACACGUGUGAUGAUGAGGAGCUACAAAUGCUAGCAAGCCUGAGAAAAGAGCAGGAGGAAGAUGAAUGUAGUUCGCUGGCCCUCAGCACCUCUCAAAUCCAUCAGUGUGCUGUCAGCAUCAGCAUGAGCAGUGACGACACCUCAACCUGGACCCACAUGUCGACGCCAAUGAAUCAGGGACAUCACUAUCAAAAGGAAAUGAACCCCUUACUGCUGCAGUCAAAUCCAAGAGAGUGGAUGGACGUGCUCAGCCCUCCUAUUAUGCCUCCCAGCCAGCAGAGAAGGUCAGGCAACACACAGAACAAUCUGGAAAGUCGAGGCAGAGGUACG
Menidia menidia (Atlantic silverside) is the source of this 2244-nucleotide messenger RNA. The record is from the annotation of a GenBank genome assembly. Lineage: Eukaryota; Metazoa; Chordata; Actinopteri; Atheriniformes; Atherinopsidae.